Molecule: messenger RNA, 3537 nt
Organism: Cyprinus carpio (common carp)
Lineage: Eukaryota; Metazoa; Chordata; Actinopteri; Cypriniformes; Cyprinidae
Product: protein phosphatase 1 regulatory subunit 3A-like
Biological process (GO): regulation of glycogen biosynthetic process
Cellular component (GO): protein phosphatase type 1 complex
Molecular function (GO): protein phosphatase 1 binding; glycogen binding
Source: RefSeq, a predicted model, not a curated record
GAAAGGGGGCUUGGUGAACUUACUUUGAAUCUUCUGAUUUAGAAAGACCAGUAAGUGGUAAAGGGUAAGAAUUAUAGAGAACAUCUGCCUUUCACUUUUGAAUUAGGGAAAAAUUCCUCAAUGUGCCUCUAGAUGGAGGUCAUGUAGAAGAGAGUAAGGCUUUGGCAAAGAAGGCAAAUAAUGAAAGGGCUAUUUACUCAUCUAGUGACAAGAAUCUCGUUGGAUCUCAAGUGGUUUACAAGAAUCCUAGGUGUCCAAGUAGUCAAAUAAAGAUAUUUCAAAGCAGCACGAACCUGUGCUUUCUGAAAGCUGUAGCUUUGAGUAAACAGAGUUGUGGUUUUCAUGUGCUACCAAAGCUUCCUUUUUCUGUUACAAAAUGUAAGUCUCUUACAAAUAUGGGUGACUGCGUUUUAGAUUACUACUGAUAAGCUGAAGUGAAGGUUUGGUAAUAAGAAAGGCAUCAUUUUGUGUAAUAUUAUUCUGUUUUAAUAUAUGAGAAAAUGCUUGUAUGAACAGGGAGAAAUAGGGCUUGACAAUAAGGACUGCCUGAUGGCCUGGGUCCAGUGUGAAAGACGCUCGGGACAGUUGACGAAUUUGUCACUGGCCUAAUUUGUCACAGUUGACAAACUACUGUUAACAGAAGCCAGAGACGCUAAAGAAGAAAGAAAAGAGGUGAAAAUGCUGUAGCAGGCAGAUCAAGAUCACUGUUCAGAAUGCACAAAAUAUUGGAUAAAAAUUCUAAAUAUUGAAUUGGGGGUAGGGUUUAUAUGAAUGUAUUUCUGAGGGGAACUGACUGUUUUCAGAAAUGUUCACAUGCUGUUUUCUUUUCAUUUUGCCUCUGUGUGAUGCAUUUAAAUUAGUGUUAAUACCCACAGCACUGCUUUGUUUACAGCGGUCCACACAUCACUACUGUGUAUGAAUGACAAUGUUAUGUUGUUUGAAGCAUGCCUCCAACAUAUUUUUUCAUGGGUCCCCUGAGCUCUGACUGCAUCGCUCAAGUUGUUUCUGCCCUAAAUAUAGAUUUGGCUUUACCCUACAAUGUCAAAUGUAACUUGAAUCCGUAAGUUAAGUCACAGCAAGUCAGUUGCUGGCUGACCGGUUGAGUUCCUCUCACUCUGUGCCACACUGCCUGAUGGAGUCUGUGGGAGCAUUGUGCAGUCCCACUGGGGCCAGCUCCAACAUACUGAGCUUGCCAGCAUCCUGCCCCUGGGAUGAGGACGAAGAGUCACUGGGUCUGGAAGGGAUCAAGCCUAAAUCUUCCCCCAUACCAAGACGACGGAGUUCAGCGUCCUCUGAUGACUCCUUGCUUCCCUCUUCCAGCAGCAGAAGAGUGUCCUUUGCUGAUGCCUUCGGUUUGAGUCUCGUCUCAGUGAAACAGUUUGAUACUUGGGGAGCAACUGACCCAUCAGGCUCUAUGGAGAGUGACUUGAAUGAAGAUAAGGAGUAUUACAUGGUUCCUCUCUUCACUCUUCCACAGACCUCUGAGGAACUAGCCCUGCGGGUUCACAAGCAGAAGCUAGAACUGGAGAGUUUGGAGUUGGUUUCUGGGACCACAACCCUAAGAGGAAUCAUUCGCGUACUGAAUAUUUGUUUUGAUAAGAUGGUCUGUGUACGUACCUCUUUAGAUUCAUGGAAAAGUCAUUUUGAUCUGUUGGCAGAGUACGUACCUGGGUCAAGCAAUGGUGGGACGGAUUGUUUCUCCUUCAAACUCACACUAGGACCCCCAUUUGGAGAAGAGGGCACUAGGGUUGACUUCUGUUUGCGAUAUGAAACAUCUUUAGGCACUUUUUGGGCAAAUAACAAUGAAAAUAACUACUCUCUGUUUUGUUGGGAAAAAAUAAAGGAGAAAUCCCAAAAUGAAAAUGAAAACAGAAGAAAAAGCUGUCUGAAAACAACCAGCCCAGAAGUCUCUGCUUUGACUGUUGCAGCAACAAAUAAUGAAGAAUUUCCUGUUAUAAAUCUAAAUUCUGGAUCUCUGAAUGAAAACAAGAAACUUGAAAAGGAAAGCAAGGAAUUAGUGGAGGAAAUAAGCAGAAACCACAGCCACAGAAGCAGAAGAAAGGCUGCACGAUUAGCAAAUGUUAAGGAGCACUUUGCUAAGAGGGAAGAAGAAAAUAAACAAGGGACCAAGACAAAAGAUAGUGAAGUUACAGCAGAGACAAGCAUGUAGGAACAUGUAUCAUUGCUGGAGAAGACACCUUACAGUCCCCUAACACAACAUACUGCUCGACCACCAACAUGUAACCAAACAAGUCCCUAAAAUCUGGAGAUUUAGAAUUUCAGUCUAGUGGAGAUUCCAUUGACAUCUUAAGCCAAGCUUUAACACAAGAUGAAGAAGACAACAUAAUCCACUCCAAGACUAAUUUAUCCACAGAAAACACAAAUUUACCCCUGGAAGACUCCAUCAGUUGUGAUGAAUCAAUUGCAUGCUCAGAUUCUGAGGUCCUGGAAGACAUCCAACAUACUGAGUGCAUUACUGACCAAACAGUUUCAAUCAAUCAGGCUGUUCUGUAAGCCAAAAUACUGAAUUGUCUGUUUGCAAGUAUGUUGAAAAAGCAUGGAAGGACUUUGAGAAGGAUGCUAAGCAAAGAAUUAAAAGUUUUGCACUAAGCUCUCAGAUGCAUGAGGGCACAAAUAUUAGCGAUGGCAAACCAAGAGAAUGUGAGUUUAAAAACUAAUUCAGAACCUCAGCUGUGCUCCCAUGGCUUCACAUUUGGGACCAUUGUAUUCCCACUUUAUCAUCAGGUUUUUAAAAACAUGGAAACAGAGAGACAAAACUUCUUUCCAAAACCAUUGGAUAGGUCAUUUAGGGAACUGGAGGAUGAGAGUCAAAGAGCGUUGAAAGCCCAUGAGACUCCAAACAUUUGGCCAGAGUCUUGCAUAUCUACAAAACAGACUUCAGUUGCUGGCUGAAUCAGCAGAACAGAACCCACAACAUACAGUAAACCCAACCAAAAAAACCUUUCUGAGCCAAAUCAGUGUAAACAUGUUGAGAAGGCAGAAGCUUCUUACAAUCACAAUUAUUAUACUGGUGGUAUCUGAGAGUACCCAAGAGACAUCAAAUUUACUGAAACAAACCUUCCAAAAUUUACAUCCAGGCAGCCAGAUCCUCCACUUGGAGAAGUUUCAACAGUGUGCACACAAGCUUUCACUGAAUGCUCGUUCCAGGAUGAUUCUUGCCAAAGUCUGUGUUUAUUUCCCCUACAAGGACCAGAACUUUUAGCCACUACAAAUCAAACAAUAGAGUCAGGUAUUGACAGCCUACCUGAACAGAUCCAUCCUUCAUCACCCACAGAGGUUUUCAAAACUUCAUCAUGUUUGGAUAAUCAGAGGUCCUGUAUAAAAUCUGAAAAGUCACAAAACCAUGAAGACCCCACAAAUAUCCACACCAUAUAACCCAGACGUGCAAUCUGGGGUUAUAUGAAGCGACGGGAACAACUUUUGUAAGCGAAGAAAACAAAAAUAACGACUUUAUUCAAUAAUUCCCUUCACAAAAUUAUCCUCUGUGUCUCUCCAUAUCACCAUAUGCUGCAUAUG